Messenger RNA from Plasmodium relictum, 678 nucleotides. RefSeq names its product conserved Plasmodium protein, unknown function. Bases 1 to 678 code for a protein of 225 amino acids. The record is from RefSeq and is a predicted model, not a curated record. The transcript is spliced from 4 exons. NCBI's taxonomy places the organism in Eukaryota, Apicomplexa, Aconoidasida, Haemosporida, Plasmodiidae.
AUGGAUGAAAAAAAAAAAAAUUUUUAUAAUUAUGUUGAUAAUAUGCAUAAAAAAAAUGAAGAAAUACACAAGGAAAUGCAAAUUAAAGAAAAAUUAAAAAAUGAAGAGCAAAAAAAAAUUCAAGAAUCAGAAGAAAUUAUAAAAAAAAAUGAUAUUUAUAUUUCAAAUAUUGAUAAUAUAAAUAAAAAUAAAGAAUUAAGUUAUGAAAAUUUAAAAAGAGAAAUAUCUAUACAAAAAAGCAAAUUAAAAAAUUUAAAAUCUUUGUUAAAUGAAUUUCCUGAUGCUAUUGAUAAGGAAGAUGAGAAAUAUGAUGAGUUUAAAAAAAAAUCAUAUAGAGAAAUAAAUGAAUUAAUGAAUACAUUAGAAUCAUCGAAUGGUUCUAGAAACACUGAUGAAAUAUGGGAAAAAAUAAAAGAAAGCCAUAAAUGUACCGAAAAAUUAAAUAAUGCUAUUCAGGAAACAUAUAGUGAAUUAGCUAUGCUAAAUGAGAAAUAUAAUAAUUCAAAAGAUGAAUUUCGAGAUCUUGUUGAAUUAGAGAAGAAUAAGAAAAAAAAGUUAAAAAAAAUAUCAGUAACACUACAGUUCAUUCAAAAUUUAAAACAAGGAGUAAACGAAAAAACAAAUAAUGAAAGCGAUUUAAAGAAAAAAUUAGAAGAAAUAAAUGAUUUAUAUAAAUAA